Limulus polyphemus (Atlantic horseshoe crab) is the source of this 2030-nucleotide messenger RNA. Its product is annotated as protein Wnt-11-like. The record is from RefSeq and is a predicted model, not a curated record. The transcript has 5 exons. Gene Ontology annotation, molecular function: cytokine activity; frizzled binding. The coding region runs from base 505 to 1563 and encodes 352 amino acids. Gene Ontology annotation, biological process: cell fate commitment; multicellular organism development; neuron differentiation. Gene Ontology annotation, cellular component: extracellular region. Lineage: Eukaryota; Metazoa; Arthropoda; Merostomata; Xiphosura; Limulidae.
UUUCGACUCUUAUCUCUCUCCUGGCAGGUGCAAGACACCCUUGGUGCAGUAUGGAGUGUUGUCACAGAGGGGAAACCAAUUGGUCUUAAUUUGUAUUGGUGCCGCUAUAGUUGAUCCUCAGUUUCUGGACGCCCAGUGUUUGUGUCGGGGCAGGAUGUUAUCACUUUUAUCUUGUUUUAGCGGUAUUAGUACGAUCUAUUAAGAAGGCUCGUGGAGUAAAAUAAACUGAUCAUGAUGACGAAUAGGGAAGUGACCACUUAAUACUGUAUACAGGCAAUUUGUUUUUCUUUUUUUUUUGUCAGAGAAAAUUGGCUACCUUUUCUUUUUUACCGUUGUCCACGUUCUGACCACUCAUGGGUUGCCUUAUUAAGUACUGAUAUUUAAAAAAGUUUCUCUUGGACAUAAACGUUUCUCGUGUUUCUGACCAUUGAAGCAAACUUUUUAUAUCCAGGAAUGUUACUAAUGACGUAGCCUUUUUUAACAAAGAACGUUUAUACCGACGAUAUGCAAACAGGGCUAAUUAAAGUCUGCCUUUUGUUAUUUUUCCUCAUAUCUCACGUGACCGCUAUUCAGUGGCUAGCAAUAGGUAAAAUUAGAAUGACUUGGAAAAAGAAAUCCCAAUGUGCGCAUAUCCGAAGAGAGAAUAUCUUGCAAGGCAAUCAGGAACGGCUUUGCAGGCGUAACUUGGAAAUGAUGCCUUAUGUCGCUAGUGCUGCUCGAGCUGCUAUAAAAACUUGUCAAGAAACCUUCGCUAACAGGCGAUGGAACUGUUCUUCGAUAGCUUUUGUACCUACGUUAACGUACGAUUUAACUUCAGGUUCAAGAGAACAAUCUUUUGUGUUCGCCUUGACUUCCGCUGCUGUUGGCCACACCAUAGCACGAGCUUGCAGCGCGGGGUCUCUCCUCUCCUGUGGAUGUGGACGCGUGUCGCGAGAGGCACCCAAUGGAGAUUUUAAGUGGGGAGGCUGUGCUGACAACCUACGUUACGGUCUUAAGUUCGCUCGUUCAUUCUGUGAUAAGCCUUGGAGGCAGAAGAAGCUGCUACAAGCGACAGAGGGGAUCAUGAACAGACAUAACAACAAAGUGGGACGGAGGGUAAUACGCAUCAGCGUAAUUACGCAGUGUAAGUGUCAUGGUGUAUCUGGUUCUUGUAAUAUCAAAACAUGUUGGAAGGCUUUGCCUAAACUUUUAGAAGUUUCCGAUUUUCUAAAAAGGAAAUAUUAUAUUGCCACUGAAGUAGACAGUCAGUGGAGAGGAAAGCGCCUAAAACUUAUACCAGCUAACAGUCAAAUGGGGAUUUACGGAAAAGAUGAUCUCAUCUUCGUCACCAAAUCUCCAGAUUAUUGCCUACCUAAUCCGAAAGUUGGAUCUUUAGGCACUAGAGGGCGGUUUUGUAACAGUAGCUCAACUGAGACAGAUGGGUGUGAUUCCAUGUGCUGUGGGCGGGGAUUUAACAGUGAAACCAUUGAAAAGUCAGAACGUUGUCAUUGCAAAUAUAAUUGGUGCUGCUAUGUCACGUGCAGGACAUGCAAAUAUUUGAUUCAGCAACAAAGGUGCCAUUAACAAUAAUAAAAUUAACUGAUGGACGACUUAUACAGUUCCUUAAUAUUAAAAAUCCAACAACAGUGAUACCGCUAACCCUUGUGAGAGCUGUUGUGCUAUUUAAAACAAAGAAAUCACUAACAAUGAUAAGACUUGUAGAAGAUAGAAAAAGCCUUUCCGAAAGAACAAAAGUAUCAAAAAUGGUAUUAACAUCAGCUCAUGUGAGAUGUACGAAAACUAGAUUCAUCAGUAAAAAAUAGCAUUAAGGUAAUAAAAUUAUUCACAUGUGUGAUUCUCGUGGACUGUGAUUCAACAGUGAAAAUAGUAUUAUGAUAAUUAACAAAACUGUUUACAUGUGUGAAAACUGUGGUCUUUGAUUCAACAAUAGAAAUGCUUUGAACAAUGUUAUUGUCAUUUUAUUAAGUAAGAUCUAGAAAACCUUGAAUCAUAGAUAAAAAUGCCACGAACAAUAAAAUUCACAACUUGUA